CAACAAUAGCCGCACAUCUGGCAGCUGAUUUUGCAACAACAAAAAAACAACAACAAUGAAAGUUUUGUUUGCAGCUGGAAACGGUGACAAAUAGACAAGAACACUAAAAACAACAACAACAAAAUAAAACACGCACAAAGUGAAAGAGACCAACGCAACGGACAUUUCUAAAAGCUUAGUUCAGCUUGAUAUGCAUCGCUUGCGGUCCAACUACAACAAUCAAACAACAAAUAAACGAAAAUUAAAAAAGGCUGCGCACACAAAAUUGUUGCUAACAAAUUAACAAAUUGCUACACUGCCUGCCCCACGUGCAAAGUUUAAUCGCCAACUAAUUCCUACAACUCUGUGCCAACAUGUAUAAGCUAUUGGGUAGCUUGAAGAGCUACCUCAAGUGGCAGGACAUACAGACGGACAAUGCCGUCUUUCGUCUACACAACUCAUUCACCACCGUCUUGCUGCUCACCUGCAGUCUGAUCAUUACCGCCACCCAGUAUGUGGGUCAGCCCAUAAGCUGCAUUGUGAACGGCAUACCGCCGCAUGUGGUCAACACCUUCUGUUGGAUCCACAGCACGUUUACUAUGCCGGACGCGUUCAAUCGACAGGUGGGUCGUGAAGUGGCACAUCCUGGCGUUGCCAAUGAUUUCAACGACAAGGAUGCCAGAAAGUACUACACCUACUAUCAGUGGGUAUGCUUUGUGCUAUUCUUUCAGGCCAUGGCCUGCUAUACGCCCAAGUUUCUGUGGAACAAAUUCGAGGGCGGUCUCAUGCGUAUGAUCGUAAUGGGUCUGAACAUAACGAUCUGCACACGCGAGGAGAAGGAAGCCAAACGAGAUGCGCUGCUCGACUAUCUCAUCAAGCACGUCAAGCGCCAUAAGUUGUAUGCCAUACGCUAUUGGGCUUGCGAGCUGCUCUGCUGUGUGAACAUUAUUGUUCAGAUGUAUCUGAUGAAUCGCUUCUUCGAUGGCGAAUUCAUUUCGUAUGGCACCAACAUCAUGGGCUUGUCGGAUGUGCCGCAGGAGCAGCGUGUCGAUCCAAUGGUUUAUGUAUUCCCACGCGUUACUAAAUGCAUAUUCCAUAAAUAUGGUGCCGGCGGCUCAUUGCAGACGCAUGAUUCACUUUGUAUACUGCCGCUGAAUAUCGUAAAUGAGAAGACUUAUGUGUUCAUUUGGUUCUGGUACUGGAUACUGCUCAUCCUGCUAAUUGGUUUAAUCAUAUUCCGCGCCUGCAUCAUUUUCAUGCCAAAAUUCCGGCCGCGUCUGCUGAACGCUCGCAAUCGAAUGAUUCCCAUGGAGAUAUGUCGCUCGCUAUCGCGUAAAUUGGACAUUGGAGAUUGGUGGCUCAUCUAUAUGCUGGGACGUAAUCUGGAUCCUGUCAUCUAUAAGGAUGUGAUGGGUGAAUUUGCCAAACAGGUCGAGCCCUCAAAGCAUGAUCGCACCAAGUGAUGACAAAUCUUUUACAAGCGCUCACACACACACACUCGAUUAUAACGUAUAAUUAUUAUUAUUAUUAUUAUUUAGCACAAAUCAUGACAAUUAGUUGAAAACACCACUGACCACAGCAACAACAAAAACAACAACAACAACAACGACUACUACUAUAACUACUGCAAACCGAAAAAACAAUACGUUUUAUCCUUUAUCCUAAAUUCUGUAAAUUUUGCUUAAUCAAUGAUCACAACUCGAAUCAUUUUGGCAGCUCAUUAUUAUAUUUUAACAAACAUUUUGAAUUUAGUUUGUGAAAAAUUUUUUUAAUUUUUUUUCUUACUCUUAACUUAAUUUAAUAUUUAGCUUGUACGUUAGCAUGUAGCAAGAACAUAAACGGCCCAAGAAAUUCUAAAACUUAUAUAUAUAUGCAUAUAUAUAUAUUUACACGAAACCAUUGACUGCCAGCUAUGCAUAUAACAAAAUGAAUUAAUAUAAUGCACAUAAACAUAUAAAUAUUGCUUUUGAGUCUUUCAUAAUAAUUGUCUCCCAUAAUAUUUGCAUACAAAUAACAAAAUAAAUAACUGUAACUGCUGGCAGCCAUUAUUCGCGGGCAAAGCGAGAGAGCAAGAGAGAGAAGAAAACAUUAAAUGUUAAGUUUAUUGUGUAGUUUUAGACGAAAAUUGCAAGUUUUUUAUAUACAAAUGAAGUAAACAAAACACGUAUGAAUAAAACUCUAUAUAACUGGCGAAA
Messenger RNA from Drosophila busckii, 2174 nucleotides. RefSeq names its product innexin inx1 (gene ogre). The record is from RefSeq and is a predicted model, not a curated record. The coding region runs from base 354 to 1442 and encodes 362 amino acids. Gene Ontology annotation, molecular function: gap junction channel activity. Gene Ontology annotation, cellular component: plasma membrane; gap junction. The transcript has 6 exons. NCBI's taxonomy places the organism in Eukaryota, Metazoa, Arthropoda, Insecta, Diptera, Drosophilidae.